AUGCUCAGGAUAAUUAUUGUUGAUAAACAGUUGCGUAUGUUACGUCCAAAUGAAAGUUUUCCAACAUUCUCAUACUAUCAGCUGUUGUGUAUGCUGUCAAAAGCUGUUAUAACUAAUCUUUGUUCUCUAAAGAAUAAUGAUUUUCUGUCUGUAUAUGAUAAAGACGUAUCCAAAUCAAAAGGUGGACUACUUAACACAUUUUCAUCUGAUGCCUACAACUUAUGCAGUGAAAUUGACCAAAGUCAGCAAAAUACUAAAGUGUUAUAUACUACUAAAGUUACUGCUGCAUUAAUUGGUAAUAUAUUGAUGGAAGCCCAUGCUUAUUAUGGACCAUGGUCAAAUAUCCAGAUCCUACUCUUCACAGAUGGUGGAUCAUCUCACUUCACACUUUCAUCAUUCACCUGGCCUGAACAUUUCCCUGAAAGACUGUACAGUACUGUUUCAAUACUAUUUAUUAGUUUAAGUGAUAAAAAGCUUUCUAAUGAUCUGUUAGAGGUGUAUAAUAAAUUUCAUUUGAAAUCAGCAAUCCUUGAAGGUAGUACAUACAUUUCAAAUCCCAAAGAUUAUACUGUUCAAGGAUAUGUGGAUAAUUUAGCUGGACAUGUUGUUAACAGGUGUUAUGAAAUGUAUCCAAAUAGUCAAAAUGCAGUCAUAAAUUGUGGACGUCUUCAAAGUUCGGCAACAUUGAUAGCCUCUCCGGGUAUUUAUUUUACUACUACUGGAUCACACAAUAUAAUUACUGAUUCACUGUAUGUGGAGAUAUUUGGUUUUCUAAAUCUCAGUGAUUUAAAUAAUCCACCAGUAAAUGGACGUUUUAUUGUAGUCAGUAAACAACAGUCGACAGAUUCAGUUUAUGAACCAGAUUUCCUUUGUCUACUUUUGGAAGCAUUAAAGACGACUAAAUCUGCUGCAAUGUGUAAUAUUUAUGUAAUAAUGACAAGUAAUAAGUCGACAGUAGAUUCACCUAAACUAAAUAUAACUCAAAAAUCUGAUCCAAAUUAUUCAUCUGAACGCCACAGUCAUAAAUAUCGUCAUCAGCAUCAAAGUCAACACCGCUCAGAAAGCCCAAAGCAAGAGCAUAUUAAAAAUUCAUUGAACCAUACACUUUGGACACAUGGUUAUCUACAUCAUAUUGACUUGAAAAAACCAAUUCUAGUUCUAUCAGUGUUCGAAAAAGAUUGUACUGGUCUGCCAUGGCUUGGUCAAUUUAGUCAUUUGGCUCCAGUAACGGAUUUUGCUGGUUCACAGUUGUAUGACGAUGUUAAUGACACUUCACCAUUCCCCGUUCGUACACCGGAUUAUUUAAGUUACAAAACUGAUUCUACACGUUAUGUUUCCUGGUCUUCACAAUCUGUAAUGCUGAUGGAUAUUAACAAAGUGUUUAGAUUAAGUCGACGUUUACCUGACAAGUCUGCAUUAUUAUAUAAGGAGUUGAAUCGACUUCGUUCUGCGGCCACACUAUAUGGAUGUCCAGAUUUGUUACUAAAAAUUCAUUCAAUGAUUAUGUCAAUGCAUGAGUCAACUAUUACUCAGCAUAAUAAUAGUAAUAACGAUCAUAUUAAAACACUACAGGAUUGUUUAAAUCAUGUCAGUCGAUUGUUACUUCAACAAGAAGUCGACAAUCACGGUGAUAAUGAGGAUGGCGAUGCACUGAACAAGAGGAUGAUUACUGUAUUUUCUUCUGAUAAAAGCUAA
Messenger RNA from Trichobilharzia regenti, 1695 nucleotides. Lineage: Eukaryota; Metazoa; Platyhelminthes; Trematoda; Strigeidida; Schistosomatidae. The record is from the annotation of a GenBank genome assembly.